This is a messenger RNA of Octopus bimaculoides (California two-spot octopus), 17177 nucleotides long. Its product is annotated as ryanodine receptor. Gene Ontology annotation, cellular component: sarcolemma; Z disc; sarcoplasmic reticulum membrane. Gene Ontology annotation, biological process: striated muscle contraction; intracellular calcium ion homeostasis; release of sequestered calcium ion into cytosol by sarcoplasmic reticulum. Lineage: Eukaryota; Metazoa; Mollusca; Cephalopoda; Octopoda; Octopodidae. The record is from RefSeq and is a predicted model, not a curated record. Gene Ontology annotation, molecular function: ryanodine-sensitive calcium-release channel activity; protein binding; calcium ion binding.
UCUCAAACACCAUCACUGACAGAGUCUGCUAUGCCACCAAGCAGACGUACUAUUUAAUCUUUCGUCAUUGCUGCUGUUGCUGCCCCGUUUCCUCGAGCUGUAGCAAUAGUGGUAGUAGUAAAAAAAAAAACCUGUGCAAGUCUAUAAGUAGUUGUUGCCCAGCAGACGACUAUAGAGAAAAUAUAUUUAUAUAUAUAUAAUACUAGUAUUAUUAUUACGGCCUUAAAAAAAACAAACUUUUUCGGAUAAUACCUGAAAGAUUUACUGGCUCUGCCUUCGAAAGAAGAAGCGUCGUCUACAAGUCCAUAAUAUAUAUACAUAAACAUGUAUAUAUAGAUGGACAUACAUGUAUAAACACUGGCACGGCAAUGAUUUGAAGAGAAUGAAAGUAACAAAGUAACGGGAACUUUUGAAGAAUCUUUUAUCUUAAUCCAUCACUAACGACGCGUUUAAACAACACCGUUCUGACUCCUGCGACUACACACAUUGCUACUACCAUUUCACUAUUGCCACUACCUGCGUGGAGGUGAAGUACGGAGGCUGUCAGGUUCGGCCUGCUACUAAAAGCAGAGGAGGAGUGCACUGUUGCUUCACUCUGAGUCGAUAAAUCUUCAUCAACAACAUGGCGGAUUCGGCUGAGCCAGGCGGGGGAGAGCAGGACGACAUUUCGUUUCUUAGAACGGAAGACAUUGUUUGUCUCAGUUGUUUAGCAUCCACAGCAAGAGAAAAUGAUAGCGGUGAGAGAUAUUGUCUGGCUGCUGAAGGUUUUGGAAACCGAAUUUGUUCCCUCAUCAAUAUUUCCAAUAAGGAUGUACCACCUGAUAUGUCAGUAUGUGCCUUUGUUCUGGAACAAGCUCUCUCAGUCAGAGCUUUACAAGAGAUGGUCACAUCAGCUUCCCAUGAUUCAAGGGCCACACAAUCAGGACAUAGAACUCUUUUAUAUGGUCAUGCUGUUUUACUUCGACAUCUUCACAGUAGCAUGUAUCUGUCUUGUCUCUCAACUAGUUCAUCAAAUGACAAACUGGCAUUCGAUGUCGGCUUACAAGAAAUGGCUGAAGAUAAAAGUCGCCAGUCUGGUGAAUCAUGUUGGUGGACGAUACAUCCUGCUUCCAAACAGAGAUCAGAGGGUGAGAAAGUGCGUGUGGGAGAUGACCUUAUCCUCGUCAGCGUUUCCUCAGAAAGAUAUUUGCACAUUGGUUACGGGGUGAGUGUGAUUGCAUCUUUCCAACAAACAUUAUGGACAGUGGUCCCUAUGUGUUCAGGAGCAAUCAGAUUAAAGUCUCUUGGAUUUGUAUUUGGUGGAGAUGUAGUGAGACUUUUUCACGGUCAUAUGGAUGAAUGCCUUACAAUACCACGAUCAGGAAGUGAAAAUGAGGACAAUGCAGUGAUGUAUGAAACUGGUGCUGUUUGUAGCCAUGCAAGGUCUUUAUGGCAAUUAGAACACAUCAGAACAAAGUGGUCGGGAGGAUUCUUGGGCUGGGGUUCCCAAUGCCGCAUUCGACACAUUACCUCUGGAAGAUAUUUGUCAAUACAUAGUGAUAACCAAGUGGUAACAGUUCACAGAAACCGAGCAACAGAAGAGCUAACCACAUUUCUUCUUUUGAUGACUAAAGAUGAGAAAAAACAAAGUGAAGGAAGAGAAGAUGAAGGCAUGGGAAAAGCAGAUAUCAAAUAUGGAGAUUCCAUGACUUUUAUUCAGCACUGCGCUUCAGGACUAUGGCUGUCAUACAUGACCUACGAAACUAAGAAAAGAGGAGUGGGGAGAGUUGAAGAGAAAAAGGCAGUGCUGUUACUUGAAGGACACAUGGAUGAUGCUUUUACAUUGAGCAGAGCCCAAGAAGAAGAAUCUCGGUCUGCUAGAGUUAUCAGGAAAUGUCAGUCCCUCUUCCAUAGAUUCAACAAGGCAUUGGACUCCCUUAAGACUGAAGGAAGAACAAGUCAUGCCUGGUCCAGAAUUACUCUGGAAGAGGUCCUGAAAAGUCUAGAGGAUCUAAUCGAGUAUUUUGCUCAACCUGGGGAGGAUGAAGAGCAUGAAGAAAGGCAAAGCAAACUGAAAGCUUUGAGAAAUCGCCAAGAUUUGUUCCAAGAAGAGGGUAUGAUUGCAUUAGUACUUGAAACGAUUGAUAAAUUCAUUCAAUACAAAAGCCGUAGACAUUUCGCUCACUAUGCCGGAGAAGAAGCAGCUGAAAAAUGGGACGACAUUUCAAGUUAUCUAUACCUACUGUUAGCUGCAAUGAUUCGAGGGAAUCGUGCAAACUGUGCUCAGUUUGCCCAGUCUUACAGACUGGAUUGGUUAGUAAGCAGACUAGAGAGUCAACAGUCAUCUACAGGGGUUCUUGAUGUCCUUCAUUGUGUAUUAAUUGACAGUCCUGAGGCACUGAACAUGAUCAAAGAAAAACACAUUGUCACUAUCAUCUCACUCAUUGACAAACAUGGAAGAGACCCAAAGGUUUUGGACGUACUUCGGUCUUUGUGCGUUGGUAAUGGUAUUGCUGUUCGUACAAAUCAAAAUCUAAUCUGUGACAAUUUGCUCCCUGGAAGAGAUCUUUUAUUGCAAACAAAACUUGUUGAUCAUGUCACAAGCAUGAAGCCUAAUACCUAUGUUGGGUUACAUGAAGGGUCAGCCAUGUACAAAAAAUGGUAUUUUGAAGUGGUUAUUGCAUUCAUUGAACAAUGCACACACCAGACACCUAUUCUUCGUAUUGGUUGGGGAAAUACUGAAGGUUUUGUUCCUUAUCCUGGAGGUGGUGAACACUGGGGUGCCAAUGGAGUUGGAGAUGAUCUUUAUUCCUAUGCAUUUGAUGGUGUCAACUUGUGGACAGGUGGAAAACCCAAACAAGUUCGACAUGAAAGCCAAGUUUUUGAGAAAGGACACACUAUCGGCUGUGCUUUAGACUUAAGUAUUCCUCAAAUUUCCUUUACUGUAAAUGGAAAUAAAGUCCAUGGUGUGUUUAAAGACUUCAACACGGAUGGAAUGUUUUUUCCUGUGGUCAGCAUGUCAGCAAGAGUCAGUCUUCGUUUUAUGCUUGGAGGAGAGCAUGGACGAUUAAAAUUUGGUCCACCAGAUGGUCAUUCACCUGUGCUGGAAAGUUUAUUACCAAGAGAGAAGUUGAAAAUUGACCCAUGUUUCUACUUUGGAGAACAACACAAGAACAUCGUCAGCGGUCCAACAGAAGUUCUCGAAUACAAUGCAUUUGUUCCCAGUCCAAUAGACACAACACAUGUACAACUUCCAGCUUAUAUUGAAAAUGUCCGUGACAAAUUAGCAGAAAAUAUUCAUGAACUGUGGUCUAUGAACAAAAUCGAACAAGCCUGGACAUAUGGUGAGGUCAGAGAUGAUGCAAGGAAAAAACAUCCCUGUCUCUGUACUUUUGAACAACUACCAAUGUCUGAGAAAAAAUAUGAUAUUACGCUGGCUUUUGAAACAUUAAGAACAUUGUUAGCCUUGGGGUAUCAUAUCAGCAUCCAACAUAAAAAAGAAUCAAGCAGGCUGAAGAUGGUAAAACUUGGAUCCUAUUAUUUACAAGGUAAUGGAUACAAGCCCUGCCCACUGGAUUUAAAUACAAUCCAUUUGAAUGAAAAGAUGGAAGAACUAGUUGAUCUUCUUGCUGAAAACACCCAUAAUGUUUGGGCAAAAGAUCGCAUUAAACAAGGCUGGACAUAUGGACUUUGUGAGGAUAAUGUCAACAAACGAAGUCCAUACCUUGUACCUUACAGCAAAGUUGAUGAGCAUAUCAAGAAAGCAAAUCGUGAUACAGCCAGUGAGACUGUCAAGACAUUAAUGGCCUAUGGUUACAUUCUGGAACCACCAACAAAUGAAGGGGGUGACGGAGGAUCCCAAGUGACACAGACAAUAGCUGAAAAGAAAUGUACAUCAAGGACAUACAGAGCAGAACUUACUUAUGCAAUUUCACAUGGCAAGUGGUACUAUGAGUUUGAAGUAAUCACUCCUGGCUAUAUGCGACUUGGAUGGGCCAAGGCUUCCUUUGAUCCUGGGUGUGAAUUGGGAACUGAUGGCUUAUCCUAUGGUUUUGAUGGCUUUUUGGCAAGAAAAUGGUUCCAAGGUUCUGAACCUUAUGGGAAAUGUUGGCAAGCAGGAGAUGUUAUUGGUUGCAUGUUAGAUCUUAAUGAUAAAAUCAUAACAUUCUCCUUAAAUGGUGAAUUAAUGAUGGACGCCUUAGGCCAAGAGAUAGCUUUCCGGAAUAUCGACACAAAUGAAGGUUAUGUACCUGCUUUCACCUUUGGUGCUCACCAACAAGCCAGAGUCAGUUUUGGGCAGGACAUCAAUAAGCUGAAAUAUUUUACUUGCUAUGGUCUCCAGGAAGGUUAUGAACCAUUCUGUGUAAAUAUGACAAGACAAAUGACACUCUGGUAUUCAAAAAAUCAACCUAUUUUUGAGCCAUUGACUUCAGACCAUUCCCGUUUGGAAGCUGUAAGAAUACCUGGAGGAACUAACAUCACACCAGCAUUAAAAAUUUCUUCAAAAAACUUUGGUACUUUGGAACAUGUAUGCUUGGAAUACGUUCGCCUAAGUUUACCAGUAACUUGUAUGGAAGAAUAUGUUGCUAAGGACAGAACCAUCCAGUCAGAAAUAGAUCACAAAAUGAAUUUAGAAAAUAUUCGACGUCAUGAAAUGGACAUUGAAGAGGAGAGAAAUGCUUAUGCUGAUAUGCCAGGCCAGAACUACAGCGAUGCCAAUAUAAGUGAUGCUUCAGUUGAAAAAGGAAGCAAAGUAAUUGCUGAUACCUUGAAGAGGAUAGCAGGGGGUACCUCUGAUUCCAGCACUACUGAAUCACAUCGAGAAGGAUCGCUCAACAUCAGUGAUACUACUGAAAAGUCUGACGGUGGUACUGAUGAUUUCUUCCCACGACAUAUAAAUGGUGGCCCUGAGUUAACAUUAAGGAAAUCACUUCAUCAUGACUAUGCUGGUGACGAAUCUCUGUCUGAUGCUGAUCAAAGAAGAACAUCCUUUUUGAGGAACAAAAAUGCCCACCAUUCUUUAGAUGAACCAACUCUGCAUGAUUCUAGUCUUCCCGGCAUGAAGACUGCAGCGAGUGAGUCUCAUUUGGUCGACAGCUAUUUAGGAAUUGAUAAUGAGAGAAAGAAAUCUACUUCCAAACUUUCUCUUUUGGCUGAAAAACUCAGUGAUCCAAAGGCCAGCAAAGCAGCUAAAAAUUCCAAGUCACCAUUCGCAACACUGUUUCGAAGAUCAAAAUCCAGGGAACCUUCUCCAACUCCUCGAGAUAUGAAAUCUAAAACACUCGAUUCAUUGAAGCCUGGCAAACUUGGCAGGUCUCAACGCUCCAACAGAUCUAUAGCUGGUUCUCAGAAUAUUCAAAAGGGUAAUGUGGAAGGUGGCAGCCCUGCAAUUAAUAUCGAAGGUCCUGAUGGAUUGAUUCCAUAUGAGUUUCAGGAUGUCAAAGAUAUACACCAUGGAUUCAGCAAUGUCUCUAUGGGUUCCGACUAUGAAAUGUCCGAGGCUGAAAUUGCUGAAAUGAAUGCCUUGACUGAAACUAUGCAUGAAUAUUACUAUUCUGUACGCAUCUUCCCUGGGCAGGACCCCAAUCAGCUAUAUGUUGGUUGGGUGACCCCUGGCUUUCACAUGGGAGGCAGGUCCUUCGAUAUGAAGAAGAUCAGGAAUGUCAUCAUCUCAACCCAAGAUGUAGAAUAUAAAUACAGACAAAGUGUAAGCCGCAAAAACUGUUAUAUGGUAUGUGCAGGUGUAUUACAACAGCGUUAUGGUGGAACUCAUGAAGAAUCAAGCAAAAAAUCCUCACCAGGUCUUGUUAUUGGCUGCUACAUUGAUACAGCCACAGGAAUAUUAAGUUUUAGUGUUAAUGGAAAGGAGGUGGCAAAUAAAUACCAGGUUGAACCUGGAACCAAACUUUUUCCAGCUGUAAUUUUUGAACCAACAAUCAAAGAAAUGUUCCAGUUUGAAUUAGGACGGACAAAAAAUACUUUGCCCUUAUCUGCUGCCCUGUUCCGUGGCCCUAAAUCUAUCCAACCUGCCUGUCCACCACGCUUAGAUUUACAAGUAAUAAAACCUUCACAUUGGGCAAGAGUCCCAAAUACAUCCCUCAAAUCACAUUCUAUAAAGAUGUCAGAAGUACGAGGCUGGAGUUUGGUAUGUGACGAACCAGUUUCUAUGAUGGCUGUUUACAUACCAGAAGAAGAUAGUUGUCUUGAUGUGCUAGAACUUAUAGAACAUCCAUUAUUACUGAACUUUCAUGCACGAACACUGGAUUUGUACCAAGCAGUCUGUUCUCAUGGCAAUCACCGAGUUGCCCAUGCACUCACCAGACACAUUGAUGAGAAACAAUUAUACUAUUGUAUUGAAAGUGAAUAUAUGUCAGGUCCUUUAAGACAUGGAUUUCAUGGUUUACUAAUUUCUAUGCACAUGGAGUAUCACAGUAAAGCCAGGUUUAUGACUCAGAAUGAAUACAUCAUACCCCGCAGUGAAAAAACCAGAGCCUUAACUUUAUAUCGUAAACCAGUCGAGGCAACUUCAUUUAAAUUAAGUGAUACUAUACCAAAAGUGGAAGAUAGUGUAUCAAUUCGUCCUUGCCUUUACACUACUGAGAAAGAAAUUGAAGACAGAGCUAAAACUAUCCCCAAAGAGUCUCUCUGUCCAUAUUAUCCAAUGGAUAAACUAAAACAACAUGUAAUAUACUCCUUGAAUGAAGCUGUUGUAAAAGGUGCUUCUCAUAUCAGAGAUCCAAUUGGUGGAAGCAAUGAAAAUCUUUUUGUUCCUCUCUUUCGUGUUUGUGACAACCUUCUGCUGAUGGGAUUAUUAAACGAUGAUGAUCUCAUAAUAUUACUAAGCCUCAUUGAUCCACCUUCAUUUGAUCCUAAUGGAGAACGAGUUUCAGUAAAACAUGGCUUACUUAGUAUGGAGUUGGCAGAACCAGUCAAAGUUGAGAUGUGUCGAAUUCUGCAGCAUUUAUGUGACUACCAGUUACGACAUCGUGUUGAAACUAUAGUUGCAUUUUCUGAUCAUUUUGUGGGAGAAUGCCAAACAGACCAGUUGCGUCGUUACAACACCAUCAAACAAUCAGAUCUUCCUUCUGCUGUUACUGCUAAAAAAACCAGGGAAUUUCGAUGUCCACCACAACAGCAGAUGAAAAAUCUUCUUAAAUUCAAAUCUGAAGAAGAAUUUGAUGAAGACAUUUGUGCAUGUCGGGAAGAUUUUCGAGAGUCUCUAUUGAAUUACCAUCAAACUUUAAUGAUUCAUUGUGAAAUGCCAACUUUGCAAAAACAGCCUGAAGCAAAUGAAACUGAGCAGUUAGAUGACUCUCCGAAAUCGAUGAAAGAAAAAUUAAAAUGCUUGAUCUGGAGGGUUAAAAAAGAAGAAGAAAUCAAAGAAAAAUCGUCUGAUGAAGAAACCAAAAAUGAUUCUCUACAAAAACUUAUUGCCCAAACAAUGGUUCGGUGGGGAGAAGAAACAUUCCUCUCUGACCAGAACCUGGUCAGAGAAAUGUUUAGUCUGCUUCACAGACAGUAUAAUGGUGUUGCAGAAUUACUUUCUGCUUUGGAGAAAGCUUAUGUAAUCAGUAAUUCUAGUAUUGAAGACAUCAACGAAUUAUUAAAAGCUUUAGGACACAUCCGUUCUUUGCUUUUGGUCCAAGUGGCCGUUGAUGAGGAAGAGUCCAUGAAAACAAGCCUCAAGGAACUCAUGGACAACAAAGUAUUUUUCCAGCAUCCUGAUUUGAUGCGUGCUUUAUGCGUACAUGAGACAGUUAUGCAGCUUAUGGUAAACACACUUAACAAAGCACAACAGCAUCAACAAGCAGCAGCAUCUGAGCAAGCAGCUGGUAACAGAACAUCAAUUGCUGGUGCUCCAAGUGAAAGUGAUCCUAGUGCUGUACAAAGUAAGCAAGAUGCUUGUGCUGAAAUGGUUGUCAUGUGUUGCCGCUUCCUCUGUUAUUUCUGCCGCAUCAGUCGACAAAAUCAAAGAGCAAUGUUUGAACAUCUGAGUUACUUGCUGGAAAACAGCAGCAUGCUUCUCGCUCGUCCAUCACUGCGAGGCUCCUGUCCACUUGAUGUUGCAUAUUCUUCUCUUAUGGAUAACAACGAACUUGCUUUAGCUCUCAGAGAGUCGAAUUUGGAAAGAAUUACUGUUUAUUUGUCUCGUUGUGGUCUCCAAAGCAAUGCUGAACUUUUGGAGAAAGGAUAUCCUGAUAUUGGUUGGGAUCCUGUAGAAGGAGAGAGAUUUUUGGACUUUUUCCGAUUCUGUGUCUGGGUAAAUGGAGAAAGUGUGGAAGAGAAUGCCAAUCUAGUAGUUCGCCUACUUAUCCGCAAGCCUGAGUGCUUAGGACCAGCCCUGCGUGGUGAAGGAAGCGGAUUGCUUAAGGCUACCCGAGAUGGAAUCAAAAUGUCUGAACAAAUUGCAGCAGCCAAAGACACUAAUGCUGCAAACUUCCUCAGAGUUAUUAAUGAUGAUGAUGACACAGGUGGAGAAUACCUUUUCCAAAGUAAAUAUGAUUUUACAACUCUACCAGCUGAUGAUGAUGAAGACUACAUAGACAUGGGAUGUGCAAUCCUCAACUUCUACUCCAGUUUGGUUGAUUUAUUAGGACGCUGUGCUCCUGAUGCUGAAACCCUUAAAGCUGGACGAAGCAAUUCUUUGAGAGCUCGUGCUAUUCUUCGGAGUUUGGUGUCAAUGGAAGACCUUGAAGGUGUAUUAGGACUCCGAUUUAUUUUACCAUCUGGAUUUGGGCAAUACGAAGAAGGAGUACCAGUUCCUCUACCUCCUGGAUUGGUGCCCACGCAUAAAGCAGCCAUUGUGCUGUUUUUGGAAAGAGUCUAUGGAAUACCAGAUCGAACAGUUUUCUUCAGAUUACUAGAAGAUGGUUUCCUACCUGAUCUUCGAGCAGCAACAUCAUUGGAUACAGUCACCCCAGAUGAAAGUGAUAUGGCAUUGGCACUUAACAGAUACUUAUGUAACUCCGUCCUACCCUUGAUGACUACCCACUGUCACUUCUUUAGAGAUGCUGACCAUGUAUCUGCCUUGAUGGACAACACUUUGAAUACCGUAUACAGAUAUACAAAGUGCCGCUCUCUCACCAAGGGACAACGAGAUGUUGUAUGUGAUUUCCUUGUGGCGUUCACACAUCAAAUAACACAAGGAAACUGUCAACUCCGUCCACCAAUGAUGACAAAGCUUCUGAGAAAAAUGACUGUGGAUGUACCUGCUUUAUCUGAUAGUGCAGUUGUGCCACUAAGAUUGUUAACAUCGCAUUAUGAGAGGUGUGGAAGUUACUAUGGAAGCCACGGUGGUUGGGGAUCUUUUGGAUCUGCAAGUGAGGAAGAACGUCGUCUGACAAUGGUUCUUUUCAGUGGCAUAUUUGACUCAUUGGCCCAAAGAGGUUAUGAUCCAGAACUGUUUUCUCGGGCCUUACCAUGCCUCUCAGCUAUAGGCUGUGCUAUGUCUCCAGAUUAUUCCUUGACUAACCAAGAUGACAUUUCUACUGUUCAAGGGGUAGAAGCAGAGUAUGUUCCUAAUCCAGUCAAUACCAAAAGCAUUACAUUAAAUCCUGCUCUAGAAGCUGUGGUUUCAAAAUUUGCAGAGCAUUAUCAUGAUUGCUGGGCUGUUAAAAAGGUUGACCAGGCCUGGGUCUAUGGAACAGAAUAUAAUGAAGACAAGAAAACCCAUCCAUCACUGAAACCAUAUCAUCUUCUUACAGAAGCAGAAAAAUUCAAAUACACAGAACCAGUAAGGAAUUCCUUGAAGUGCACUAUAGCACUUGGAUGGUCUUUGGAUUGUGAAGAUAGCAGACUUUUACAGUCAAAUGAGGGCAUCAAAAGACGAGCUUCAAAAUCAAAUGUACAUGAUCAAGGCUACAGCCCUCGACCUUAUGAUCUCCGUAACAUGACUGUAACAAGAGAAAUGCAGAAUUUGGCAGAAAGGCUGGCAGAAAAUAUGCAUGAAGUUUGGUUUAAACAAAAGAAAUUAGACUUAGAAUCAAUUGGUGGAGGAAUUCAUCCACUGUUGGUACCAUAUGAUAGUCUGACAGAUCAUGAGAAGAAAAAAGAUAAAGAACAUGCUCAAGAACUCCUCAAAUUUUUGCAAUUUUUAGGUUUUAGAAUCAGUUGUGGCAGUAUGUCUCAACAUACACAUGAAUCUUCAUCACGACAUGGCAAAGAUAAUGAUGGCGGUGCAUCUGUAUCAGCCACAGAGAAACGUUUUGCCUACAGUUUGUUACAGAAGCUUUUAGAAUAUCUGGACAAAGCCUCAAUUAACAUGAAACAAACCAAGCCUAGUAGUCGAUUCAGUCGACGAGAAAGUUAUACAACAGCAACAGAAGAUGUAAAAUUCUUUGGGAAGGUUGUUUUACCAUUUGUGGAGAGGUAUUUCCAUGCUCACCGUUUGUAUUUUAUUGCAUCACCAACUUCUCCAAGUUCAUCAGGAAUGGCAUCGUCAAAAGAAAAAGAAAUGACUGCCACUCUCUUUUGUAAAUUAGCCCAAGCAUUAAGAAGUAAAAUUAAUGCCUUUGGUCAUGAUGUCAACAUAUCCGUCAGGUGCUUACAAGUGCUUGUCCAAGCUGUUGAUGCAAGGUCCGUAGUGAAAAAUUCACCAGAAAUAAUCAGGGCUCACUUUAUGCCAUUUUUUAACAAUGCUGCUGCUGACUUGGCAAAUUUAAUGGACAAUCUUCAUAAAGGUCGAUUUAGUCAUGUCAAAGGAACUAUCACUCGGGGUGCCACAAGCCUUAACUAUGUCCAUAUGGUCCUUCUUCCUGUUCUUUCAUCCUUAUUUGAACAUCUCGGCCACAAUAGUUAUGGAGCUGACAUAUUAGUUGGUGAAGUUCAACUCGCAUGUUAUCGAAUACUAAAUGCUCUUUUCUCACUUGGUAUGAGUGGUUCUUCAUUUUCUCAUCGAGAGACCAUCUCAGUGGAACUAGCCAGACAUCGGCCUGUUCUUGGUGAAUGCAUUGGAGCUUUUGCUAGCUGCUUUCCUGUGGCAUUUUUGGAACCUAAACUCAAUACCUAUAAUAAAUUUUCAGUAAUGUAUGGCAUUAAAGGAAAUAUUGCUGAACAUUCACUGGAAGCACAAGAUGUCAGUUCAUCAGAAGGUGAAGCUAAACCUGAAAAGGGGUCAGAUGAUGUGAUGGACAGUUUAUCUGAAUGCGUGCCUGGCUUAGAGUCUAUCAUCACAGAUAUUGACAAACUUGCUGAAUCUGGUGGGGAUUGUCAAGAUUCUCCACACAUUAUGGAUGUCACUUUGCCAAUGUUAUGCAGUUAUUUACCAUUCUGGUGGUCUCAAGGACCAGACAAUGCUUCUUCUACAGAUGGCAAUCAUGUGACAACUGUAACAGCAACUUUAAUGAAUGAAGUAUUGGGGAAAGUACUUCGUCUCAUAUUGAACAAUGUCAAUAAUCCAAAUGCUUCCUGGAUGAAUCGGAUUGCAUCUCGAGUUCAACCAAUCAUUGGUAACUCAACACCAUAUAUGGUUGAAGAACAUUUCCUACCAAUAGCUAAAAAGAUUCAAACAUGUGCUCUGAAUGUUGAACAUGCUGAGAAGAAACUCUCUGAUCGUAGAGUCAGUAGUGAUAAUUCAGAUUUGGAAGGAGAACUUCAGCAGUAUUAUGGCGUUUUGGUACGGGACCUGUACGCUUUCUACCCACUACUUAUCAAAUACGUCGACCUUCAUCGUUCAAGUUGGCUUAAAAAUCCUAUUGUUGCAGCAGAAGAACUUUUCAACUGUGUAGCCUACAUUUUCACACUGUGGUCAAAGUCCCUACUGUUCAAGAGAGAAGAACAAAACUUUGUAUCUCAGAAUGAGAUAGACAACAUGGCAUUGAUUAUGCCCAGCCAAGCUAAAGGAUUGUCAGUUGUGAAAGUUGAAGACGACCAAACCAGACAAACAUCUGGAAGAAAGAAAGACAAGAAAAGAUUAGAAGCUCAUAACAGUCUAAAUGUAGCUUGUCUCAAGCGGUUGUUCCCUAUUGGCCUCAGUUUCUUCAGCGGAAGAGAGCAGGAGCUACUGCAGUACACCAAAGAAAAGCUUAUAAGAAAGGAACCGGAAGGAGACAUCGAAACUUUCCUGAAGGCACUACUGGAAACAGUUGAAGGGGAGGUCGAACCAGAGCAAUGGCAGAAAUUACUCUUCCGAAAAAUAGGAGACAGCAAGUUGAGCAGUAAUAUUGAGCUAAACAGUGAAAAGAGUAUUGAAAGAAUUGUAUCAAUGGCCAGAGUUAUGUUUGGACUACAUAUGGUUGAACAUCCAUCUCUUGGACUUAAGGGUGCUUGGAGAAAAGUCAUCUCAUCACAAAGAAAACGUGCUGUGAUGGCCUGUUUCCGUAUGGUUCCACUUUAUGGCUUACCAAGACAUCGAGCCAUGAACCUAUUUUUGAAGGCGUAUCGUCUAACAUGGCUUGCUACAGAAGAAGUCAGUAAAAAUGUUCUUAUCGAAGAUCUAACUAUUGCUAAAGAGGAAGAAGAAGAAGUUGAGAAGAAAGAAGUAGAGGAAGACAAAAAACCAGAUCCUCUCAAUCAAUUAAUCAUUGCAUUAUGUCGAGGCGCAACCAAAGAACAAAGUGAUGGCCUUGAAGCUGACGAACUCUAUAUAGCUUAUGCAGAUAUAAUGAGUAAAAGUUGUCAUGGUGAAGAUGAAGAUGAUGAUGAUGAUGGAGGGGAUGAUGCCACUACAUCACUGCAGAUAAAGCUGGAUCGACUAAAGGAACAAGAAAUGGAAAAACAACAGCUUCUUUCUGAACAAUCUCGAUUAUCAGAACGUGGAGCAGCAGAGAUGAUCCUACUUUAUAUCAGUGCAACUAAAGGUGUAUAUAGCCCGAUUGUUGAUCACACAAUUGAACUUGGUAUAUCUCUACUGAGAGGAGGUAAUAUUGACGUACAAAAGAGAAUGCUAAAACAUCUCAAAGACAAAAAAGAUGUUGGGUUUUUUACAUCAGUGGCUGGACUUAUGCAGCAAUGCAGUGUGCUUGACCUGGAUGCUUUUGAACGUUGUAACAAAGCUGAGGGACUUGGAAUGAGUACUGACACUGGACCUGGGGAGAAAAACUUACAUGAUGCAGAAUUCACCUGCAAACUAUUCCGCUUCUUACAAUUGCUUUGUGAGGGUCACAAUCUUGAAUUCCAAAAUUAUCUCAGAACACAAGCAGGAAACAAUACAACAGUGAAUAUUAUCAUUUGCACUGUGGAUUACCUUCUUCGUUUACAAGAAUCUAUUAUGGACUUCUACUGGCAUUAUUCUGGUAAAGAUUUAAUUGAUCCUGCCGGAAAGGCUAACUUUUGCCGAGCCAUCAUGGUAGCUAAAUAUGUGUUCAGAUCACUCACUGAGUAUAUUCAGGGUCCAUGUGCCCAAAACCAAUUGGCUUUAGCCCACAGCAGAUUGUGGGAUGCUGUUGGUGGGUUUCUUUAUAUAUUUGCCCAAAUGCAAGACAAAUUAUCAAAAGAUUUUGAGCAAUUGGAGUUAUUGCGUGAAUUCAUGAACUUACAAAAAGAAAUGAUGAUCAUGCUUCUUUCAAUGCUUGAAGGUAAUGUUAUGCAUGGACCAAUUGGUAAACAAAUGGUAGACACACUUGUCGAAUCUUCUGGAAAUGUGGAGAUGAUUCUAAAGUUCUUUGAUAUUUUCUUGAAAAUGAAAAAUAUUACAUCAUCAGAAUCAUUCUUGGACUAUGAUACUAAUCGGGAUGGCUACAUAUCAGUGAAAGAAUUCAGGCAACUAAUGGAAUCACAGAAAAUGUACUGCCGCGAGGAGAUUGAUUACAUCAUGAUGUGUGUCGAUGUGGACCAGGAUGGAAAAGUUGAUUAUGAUGAAUUUACUGAGCGUUUCCAUAAUCCAGCAAAGGAUAUUGGUUUCACCAUGGCAGUCUUAUUGACUAAUCUUUCUGAACACUCACCCAAUGAUCCACGGCUUGAGCGCUUCCUUGAGAAGGCCCGAAGUGUCCUUGAUUACUUUAAACCUUACUUGGGCAGAAUAGAGAUCAUGGGUAGUGCCAACAGAAUUGAACGUAUUUAUUUUGAGAUCAAACAGUCACAGAUUGACCAAUGGGAAAAACCUCAAAUCAAGGAAUCUAAACGAUCAUUUUUGCACAGCGUGAUCAAUGAGGGAGGAGAUAAAGAAAAACUGGAAAGUUUUGUCAACUUUUGUGAAGACACAAUCUUUGAGAUGCAACAUGCAACGAGUAUCACCGGGGAGGAGUUGAAGUUGUCAUCUGUGAUAGGUGGUGUAGGAGCAGGAAGCAUUUUAGAGCCCGUGAAGGCAACAUAUCGUACCAUUCGAGAUUUCAUCGGAUCCUUAUUAUCAUUGUUCACAUGGUCCAAUAUCAAGAAUACAUAUCAUACAUUCCGCAGUAUGACCUACGGACAACUGUUUAUGAUGAUCCUAAAAGGAAAUUUCCAAUUUGGACUAUCAAUAUUAACACUGAUAUUCCAUAUAUUCUGGACUUUAGCCAAAUUCUUGAUAAAUAUGAUGAUGGGUGAUCGAGGUAUGGAGGUGACUUCAGAUGCUGUAAAGGCUGCUGCUACCAAACACCCCCCUGCUAUAAUGCCUGCUCCAUUGGCAUUAGGAGCCCCAGAAACGCCUAGUGGAGCGGCACCGGCAGGACCAAAGGUUACACAAGAAAAUGGAGGACCUGUUAAAACGUUCCCUGCUAAGAAGGAAAAUGGUCUGAAAGAAUCUAUCAGUGUGACAGAGGGACAGACGGCACCAGAAGUUGAUGUUACAACAGUAAAUGGUAGUGUACCAUCAAAGGAAUUACCUUCAGCUACCUCUGAAGGUGUAAAUGAAAUGCUUUUGGAAGAAAAAUUCUUGAUAGCUGAAUCAGUGCCAGAAAUUCCAGCUCCAGCUGGAACAUCUACAAACGAAGCGACUAAUGGUACUCCAACGACUGAGAGUGGCAAGGGAGAAGAACUGGAAGGUGAAGAAGGUGUUGUUACAGGAGAGGAAGAAGUACCUUAUGAAACCAAAGCAUUUGAUUAUGGAAAAUAUAUCCUGAGUUAUUUUGCAAGAAACUUUUAUAAUUUCAAAUACGUGGCCUUGGCUCUUGCUUUCUUCAUCAACUUUAUAUUACUCUUUUACAAGGUGAACAAGGUAACUCAGGCUAUGGUUGGAGGAGAGGAGGAAAGCACUGGAAGUAAUGGAACAUCUGACGAGGAUGAUGCUGAAGAGGUUGUGAUGAUGGAAGAAGAUGUGGACUAUUUGUUACCAGUUUUAGAAGUGUUAGCAGUAUUACAUUCAAUAGCCUCCUUCUCAAUGUUGGUGGCUUAUUAUUGCCUCAAAGUGCCUUUAGUAAUCUUUAAACGAGAAAAAGAAAUUGCUCGUAAACUAGAAUUUGAGGGCUUGUAUAUCGCUGAACAACCUGAUGAAGAUGAUAUUAAAGCUCAAUGGGAUAAGCUUGUCUUAAGUACGGGCUCCUUCCCUCAGAGCUAUUGGGAUAAAUUCGUCAAAAAGAAGGUCAGACUACGAUAUGCUGAACAGUAUGAUUAUGAAAGCAUCAGUAAUCUGCUAGGUAUGAAGAAAGGAGAUUCAAUAACCAUAGAAGAUACAGUACAGCAUACUGGAAUGUUGCCAGCUUUUCUCUCAAAUAUGGAUUGGCAAUAUCAACUUUGGAAAUGGGGUGUCAUUUUUACUGAUAAUUCAUUCCUGUACAUUCUGUGGUAUUUCACCUUCUCUGUGCUGGGCAAUUUUAACCACUUCUUCUUUGCUGCUCAUCUUAUUGAUGUUGCUAUUGGAUUCAAAACUUUGAGAACUAUUUUGCAAUCCGUUACACACAAUGGAAAACAGUUGGUGCUUACUGUGAUGUUGACAAGUAUUGUUGUAUAUAUCUACACAGUCAUAGCCUUUAACUUCUUCAGGAAGUUCUAUGUCAAAGAAGAGGAUGGUCAAGUUGAUUACAAAUGCCAUGACAUGGCUACAUGUUUUGUCUAUCAUUUACAUACUGGCCUCAGGGCAGGAGGGGGAAUUGGGGAUGAAAUUGAGCCAGCUGAUGGAGACCCAUCAGAAGCAUACAGAAUUAUAUUUGAUAUCACAUUUUUCUUCUUCAUCAUUGUCAUUUUGCUGGCUAUCAUUCAGGGUUUGAUCAUUGACGCUUUCGGAGAACUGAGAGAUCAAUUGGAACAAGUAAAAGAAGAUAUGGAGUCUAAAUGUUUCAUCUGUGGUAUCGGCAAGGAAUUCUUUGACAAAGUUCCGCAUGGUUUCGACACUCAUGUAAUGAAUGAACAUAAUUUUGCAAAUUACAUGUUCUUCUUAAUGCAUCUUAUUAACAAACCAGACACAGAGUACACUGGACAAGAAACCUAUGUUUGGGAAAUGUAUCAACAGCGCUGCUGGGACUUUUUCCCAGUUGGUGAUUGCUUUAGGAAACAGUAUGAAGAUGAAGCUUCUAGCUGAAAACAGAGCUGAUCCAUUUAACUGUGAUUGAUGUUAGGUAGUUGAUCAACUACAGGUCGAGAAAUGUUCUUACCCGAAUGAUGGACCACAGACUUACAGAUACCAUCAGAAUUUUAUAGGACAAACAUAAAAGUAUUUUCACAACAGAUUUCUGAAACCGAAUUACAACAACUGUAUCCACGAUUAGAACAUUUCAGAGCUGCCUCUGUCAGUUUGUGUGUAUUUGUGUUUGAAUAUAUGAGAUCUUGUGUUUGGGAAGUAGCUUUAAAUGUACAUGUGGAUUCUCCUGUCUCCAGUUGUUCAUCAUGGAGACUACGAAGCAGAACUGUGGCCAAACAUACCUUCAAAAAGAAAUGCAAAUAUAUACAUGUAUUUUAAUCUUUGUGUUUGAUAACAAUACCUAACCGUUUUGAUUCUUCUUGAUUCAAACCCCCACCCCCUCUUAAUUGCAAAUUUCUUUGAGGUUUUGGUCCUUUCUUGAAGGACCUUACUCUUUUCUUAAAUUAAACAAAACAAAUUUGUGCACAUGUCAAUACAGAUAUAAAUCAAAAGAAGAAAUGAAAUAUUGUCGUAAAACAAGAAAAAAAUGAAACCCACCAAAUUUUCUUAUGAUAGAUUUUUAUAAGUAUUUUUUGAACUAUAUGGAAAAUAAAAAAAAAUCCAUAAAAAUGGAAAUAUUGCUAUAAUUUGAUAUUUAUAACUUUUACCCUGAUUUUCCAUUUAUGAAGUUUGAAACGGAGGACUUCAGAACCCAGUUUGGAAGUUCCCAGGUCCAGCUUUGUCCCUUCCAAGAAUGAAAAACAAAAAUAAAGAUUUUAAAAAUUGA